AUGGCGCCCUCCCUCACUGCCUCCGCCCCAACGCCUCCCCACCACCUCCCCCAACCACCCACAACCAAGACCGUCACCCCCUCCCUCUUCCCAGACGGCCUCCGCACCUCCGGCCAACACGACCCGCUCUACGCCAAAAUCCAACCCUACAGCGCCUUCCCAACCUCAAUCACGGGACCAACAGCCUGGCGCGCCUCCGACUACGCCUCGCACCCCGAGCGAUGGACGCACCACUUCUCCGAGGGCGAGAUCAGCGAGAUCAGCAGCGCAGCCGACGCCUUCAUAGCGUCUGGGGAGCCGCUGACGGGGAUUACGCGGGAGAAGUUCGCGUUACCUGCGUUCAGCGGGUUUCUGGCCGUGUUGCGCAAGGAGCUUGUUGAUGGGAAGGGGUUUAUUUUGUUCAAGGGGAUGCCGGUGAGGGAGUGGGGGAAUGCGAAGAGUGCUGUUGCGUACAUGGGCCUAGGCACCUACCUAGGCUACUUCGUCUCGCAAAACAGCCGCGGGCACGUUUUAGGCCACGUCAAGGACCUAGGUGAAGACGCGUCCCAAAUCGACAAAGUGCGCAUCUACCGGACCAACGCGCGGCAAUUCUUCCACGCCGACGACGCCGAUCUCGUCGGGCUGCUGUGCGUGGCCAAGGCGCUCGAGGGCGGCGAGAGCGACCUCGUCAGCAGCCAUAGCGUGUGGAAUGUGCUGCAGGAAGAACACCCUGAUGUGGCAAGCUUGCUGACGCAGCCGAUUUGGUAUUUUGAUAGGAAGGGGGAGGUUAGUAGGGGGCAGAGGGAGUGGAUUCGCGCCAGUGUGUUUUAUCUCGAGACUGGGGAGGGGGGGCGCGUGUAUUCCAAAUGGGAUCCGUACUUCGUGCGCUCCCUGAGCCGAUUCAGCGACGCGGGGCUGAUCCCGCCGCUAUCAGAGGAACAGCAGCGGGCCGCACUGAUUCUGGAGGAGACGUGCCUGCGUCUGGCGCUGCACAUGGUGCUCGACAUCGGCGACAUCCAGUUCCUGUCCAACAACCACGUGCUGCACGCGCGCACGGCGUACAAAGACUACCCGGCGCCGGCGCCGCGCAGACACCUGAUGAGGCUGUGGUUGAGCACGCCCGAGGACGAGGGUGGGUGGAAGCUGCCGUUCCAUGAUAGCGGGGAGAAGAAGAGGGGUGGAAUUCAGGUAGAUGAUACACCGCCUGUUGCGCAUGAGGAUGCGGAGUAG
Molecule: messenger RNA, 1209 nt
Organism: Dothidotthia symphoricarpi CBS 119687
Lineage: Eukaryota; Fungi; Ascomycota; Dothideomycetes; Pleosporales; Dothidotthiaceae
Product: taurine catabolism dioxygenase-like protein TauD
Exons: 3
Coding region: 1-1209 (402 amino acids)
Molecular function (GO): oxidoreductase activity
Source: RefSeq, a predicted model, not a curated record